UUCUUAUAUCCUACUAGUCCUCUCAAAUAUUUAGAGGAACGAAAGUCUUAUUUAUAAUUUUUUUCUUUACAUUAUUUUUUUCGAGAAUAUUUUCUUUACAUGAUUUAACAUGUUGCAGAGGUAUAGAGGAGAGGGAUCAUGGACUUCGAGAACGCUCAGGACCGCUACUACUUCCAAGAAAAUGCUCCGACACACGGGGAUGGAUCAAAUGGAAGGGGAAACACAGCCGACGCCAUGUCUCGGGUGGAGCUCGAAAUUAAAUAUGGCUCUGAGAAGCUGCUCAACUUACAGAUGCUACUGAUGGAGGUAGCUCAUCGGGCAUACGAUAUCGAGGCUCUCAUGCUGGACCCCGACUCGCUUUCGGCCGAGUCGCUCAAGAAGGCCUUCGAAUUCGACACCCUGUAUGGGAUUGUAGAUUCGGAAGUUAGCGAGUUGGAGAAGUUAGUCGGUUCUAUUCAAAUCGAUAUUGGUGAUGUCGAAAAGGAGGUGGUGGUGAACGGGGAAGAAUCGGAGGGCAGGCUGAAGGGUAGGCUGCACGCUGCCAAGGAGUCCUUGAGGGAGAUGCAGGAGCUGAUCGGUACAAUUAGAAGAGAGUCUGCAAAUUUCGAUAAAGCCAUAGACCCUUCCCACCAUAAAGCUGGUAAUAGUGAAGGUGGUGCAUAUGAAAACGGACAUGUUUCAUCUCACACAACUAUGCAGGCUGAGGACCAAAGAAACGUUCUGCAUAUGUUAGAACAGUCAAUAGCUAGGGAAUUGGAAUUUGAAAAGGAGCUAUGUGAUUCAGGGGUUUUCGUGGAAGAACUCAAAAUGAAGCUGCACCGUGCAGAACAGGAAUCAUAUUUCUUGGAGGAAUCGGUGGAAGCGAUUUCUGAGAGAACGUUUGCAGCAGAAAAUGCUUCCGAGCUGUUUCUUGGUAUUUCAAAGGAACUUACUGAUAGAAUUAGUACCAUGCAGUCAGAGCUAAGUGCAUCAGGUCGUAGGGAAGAUGACCUUAAAUCAAAGCUAGAGCAAAGCUUAGUGCAGUUAAAUGCUUUGGAAGGCUCAUCAGAGAUGGCGCAAGACAUCAGUGAAACGAAUGCCAGCAAGGAAGCUAUGCAGAGUCAAAGAUCGUCAACCCCUGAGCUCUUUACUUUACAGCAUAAGCUUCAGAAACUGGAAGAAUGGCUAUCAGGAGGAGCAAAUGAAAAAAUGCAGAAUAUGUCAGUAUCUGAGAUAAGCACAUUCGAGAAUAUCAUCAAUGAUAUUAAAGAUAACAUUUCUAAAGCAGAAAGUAGAGCACAAAAUGCUGAAGCAAGGUGCGUAGAGCUCACUCAAGCUAAUGUACAACUUAAUGGGGAGCUAAACUCUCUGAAGUCUCAGGGAUCAAAUAGGGCAGACUUAUUGGAACAGAAACUUAUGGAGUCAGACGCUCAAUUAGAGCACGCAAGAGCAUCACUUGAGGCUAUUAGUGAACACCAGGGUAUGUUAAGGUCUUCAAUAUCUGAUAUGGAACACAUGAUUCAGGAUCUGAAGGAGAAGUAUUCGAAAGCUGAAACCAGGGCUGAGAGUGCUGAAUCAAAAUGUACGUUGUUGACAGAUACUAACUUAGAGCUUAGUGAAGAGCUGUCAUUUCUGAGAGGCCGGGUUGAAAGUCUAGAGAACUCGUUGCGUCAUGCCAACCGACAAAAGCUGUCCACUGCCAAAGAUAUUGGUAUUAAAACUAAGACUAUCUCUGACUUGGUCGCUAAACUUGCAUUGGAAAGAGAACGCCUUCAUCUACAGAUUGUUGCGCUAACAAAGAAGAACAGGAUGUUGGCUCAAAAAUGCAAAGAGAAUGCCAGCGAAGGUAUCUUGUUGAGCAAAAGUAUUGCUGCUAAUGAAGGUGAACUCACUAAUGUAACAGAGGAAGUAAUACUGACUUCUUCACCAAUGCAGACACAGGUGAAGACAGCGGCUGACAAUCUUGGAGGGAACGAAGCUGUGAUUGCUGCGUUAAUGGAGGAUGAAUCUGGCACUCUUGAGACAGUGCGGUCCAUCCAGCCAACACAGCUUAACUGGAAGUACAUUUUCGCGGCAUUGUUUGUCUUGUUGGCUGCAACUCUUGUGCACCUACUGACACAAUCUGUAGUGCCAGGUUUAGAAUAGGUCAUGUCUGGUAACGAUUGAGGAAUGCUUAUCUCAUUUCUGUCCUGACCUAUUCAUACGGAUAGCCAAUUUUGUAAGUAGCCCCUGUCAUGUGUUUUCCCAGCAUUUGUGCCAACUAUGUACCCAGUAGCUCUCUUUAAGCUUUCUGAUCUUUAUA
This is a messenger RNA of Lolium rigidum, 2281 nucleotides long. Its product is annotated as WPP domain-interacting tail-anchored protein 1-like. The record is from RefSeq and is a predicted model, not a curated record. The transcript has 4 exons. Bases 139 to 2124 code for a protein of 661 amino acids. NCBI's taxonomy places the organism in Eukaryota, Viridiplantae, Streptophyta, Magnoliopsida, Poales, Poaceae.